This is a messenger RNA of Radiomyces spectabilis, 1638 nucleotides long. Its product is annotated as Alpha/Beta hydrolase protein. Gene Ontology annotation, biological process: lipid metabolic process. The transcript has 3 exons. The coding region runs from base 1 to 1638 and encodes 545 amino acids. The record is from RefSeq and is a predicted model, not a curated record. NCBI's taxonomy places the organism in Eukaryota, Fungi, Mucoromycota, Mucoromycetes, Mucorales, Radiomycetaceae.
AUGAGCUUCGUCUUCAACACAUACAAAAAUCUGUUCUUUACCUUUUAUUUCAAUUGGCCCAUGAUCUUUACUGCGCCACUGUCCUCCAUCGCCUUCGUCAGUGUAUACCCGACUCUUGGCAUCCUACUGCUUCUUUUUGAAAUUGGACUCAAGAUUUUCAUGGAGUAUUUGGGCGGCGCAGAAUUAUUCCAGUACAUCAGUGAGAAAUACGGAUCCGGAUUUGGUGCGAUUAAUUGGGGUUCGCCGAAUCUUCUCUUAUGCGACGAGACGCGUGACCUUGUACGAACAACAAUACCUUCUUUGGGCCAGCCGGAUAGGGAGCCUACAGUGACUGGCUUUCGACGUCGCACCUUUGAUUUGUCCAUUGCUCAAACGUUCACCGUACUGUCCUCAUUGAUAUAUGAACGACAUGCUCAAAAAGUGAGAGAGGCCUACGAAUUGAUGAUCUCUCAGCCGGAUGAGAUCAACAUGGAUGAUGAUAUCGAAACCGCAGCAGAGAAACACUUAAAGGAGCUACUGUCGGAAUCCGAACGGCCGAUCCGAGACAUCACAGCACGAUGGGGAUUGAACUUUGCUGGCGUUUCAGAACUGAAAUCGCUCGGUGGCCCUUUUUGUGGUAUUUAUUGGUCAGAUAGUCACCCUUUUAUUGUUGUCGCUUUCAAAGGAACGACACCUACCAAUUAUGAAGAGUUCUUGGUCGAUGCCACCUUUCAGCGCAUGGAUGCUCGUUCUUUCCUCUAUGGUUCGGUCCACGAAGGUUUUUAUGAAGCCGUGUUUCCCUCCACGCAUUAUGCAAGCGAAGAUACACGUGAUCCAUACGGUGCUAUCCUUCAUGCUGUCAAUGAAAAAGCGCGAGAGAUCCAGGAAAACUUGGAUACAACUUCUCCUGUCCAAGUGUGGAUCACUGGGCACUCUCUUGGUGCCGCCAUGAGUUCGCUUUUAUUUGCUCGAUGGCUCAAGUGCCCAGAAGAUCUGUCGUCACGAUGCCAACUACGUGAUGCCUAUGUAAUUGGUACCCCAGCUGUCGGUGACAAUGACUUUGCCUCCAUGUUUUCGUCUUACAACAACGUACCAGUGACACGCUCAUCGGUUCUUUGGCGUGUCAUGAAUAAGCAAGACAUUUUCUGCCAUUUGCCACCAGGAUAUGACGAUCGCACCAUAGGGCAAUAUAUGAGCAGCACCGAUUUUUUCAAUUACUCACACGUCGGACACGCGAUUCACAUCAAACAUCGAUGGCAUAGAAAGCCUAUCAGAGUGUAUCCGUCAAGUUAUCAGCCUACCAUGCAAGUGGAAAUUGUGCUGGGAGCAUGGGAUCCAACACGGGAAGAAAAGGAGCAAUACGACUGUACGAACGACCUGGUUCAAUCAGCCCAAGAGCGGGACGACCAGGUAGCUAAACGACCGUUGCCACGACUCGUCAGGCGGCUGGAAUCUCAGCCAUGGUUCCAAUUCCUGGCUAAGCGAUACGGAGACGAUAAUCCAAUCCAUCUUCUGGAGAAGAUCUAUCCGUUCUUUAUCACAGACCAUAUGCCUGUGAAUUAUUUUAAAGGAUUGCAACGCGCCCGUGCCUACUACAAGAAGAAGACAGAGCAGCAAGCUGCCGAGGCAUUGCAAAUAGCACAAAAAAAACUGAACUGA